GAAAAUUAGUUUCAAAUGCAGAGAUUUUAUAUCAGAAACAAUUGGGUUAAAUAUUCUUUGUAUUUUAAGUAUUUAAUAUUUGCCUGAAAAGAAUUGUUGGGUUUUUUCAGGCCUGCAAAGAAAAUUUCUAAGAAGAAGAACAAGGUCAAAAAGCAAAUUACUUCUAAGGAUGACCUUGUCGACUUCAUUCAGUCAUCUGAAACAGCCUCAGAGGAUUGUGGGUUGCCUUACUCUAAGAAUUUCACGUUGCUGACUGAACAACUUGGCAUGGAUUGUAAAGAUUCUGCUGGCUUCUUAAAAAUCCAAAAUAUACUUGUUUCUUAUAAAAGAUUAAGGAAACUUAACAAAAAUCACUGUAAACGAGUUACGGGAAAAAUUAAAAAAAUGGAAAAAACGGUUAGUGCACUACAAAACGAGCUACGAGAAGCCAAAGACGUGACAUCACGGUUAGAGCAUCAAAAAGUGGAAUGGGAACAUGAAGUAUGCAGUUUGAGAUUUAGUUUAAAACAAGAGGAAGAAAAAAGAAGAAAUGCUGAUCUGUUAUAUGAAAAAAGUAGGGAGAAGUUAAGAAGAAUAGAAGACCAAUAUAAGAAAGAAGUUGAAACAAAACAAGAAUUUGAACUCGCUCUUAGAACACGAAACAUGGAAUUGAAGGCCGCAAAAGAUAAUUUGAAUCAGCUUUCUGAUAGUCGUGAGGAAAUACAAGAUCUGUUGCAUAAAAACCACAUGUUGCAGGAUGAAAUCGCCAUGCUAAGACUGGAAAGAGACACCAUAAAAAAUCAGAACCAGAGAAAGGAAACGAAAUAUUGUGAAGACAUUGAAAGUGUAAAGGAAAAGAAUGACAAUCUUCAAAAGACCAUAAAGCAGAAUGAGGAAACAUUAUCAAAAACAAUAUUCCGAUAUAGUGGACAGCUUAAUGUUCUGACUGCUGAGAUUACGAUGCUAAAGUCUAAACUGGAGAAUGAAAAACAAAAUAAAGAGAGCCUGGAAGCAGAAGUUGAAUCAUACCGUGCUAGACUGGCUACUGCUGUACACAAUCAUGAUCAGAGUCAGACAUCAAGAAGAGACCUAGAACUUGCUUUCCAGAGAGCAAGAGAUGAAGAUGGUCACUUACAGGACCAGAUGAAUGUUGAUGUGUCUAAACUACAAGAUAAAAAUGAAGUUCUUUCUCGGCAACUUUCUCAAGAUGAAAGUAAAUUCAACGCCCUGGAAAUUGAGCUCCAUCACACAAAAGAUGCUCUCAGAGAAAAGACUUUAGUUUUAGAAUGUGUACAAAGGGACCUAAGCCAAACACAAUGCCAGAAGAUGGAAAUUGAACACAUGUAUCAGAAGGAACAAAGUAACAUGAAUAAAUACAUUGCAAAGCAGGAAUCCUUCGAGGAAAGGUUAUCUCAACUACAAAGUGAAAAUAUGUUGCUUAGACAGCAACUAGAUGCUGCUCACAACCAAGCUGACAGUGAAGAAAAGCUAGUGAUUGAUAUGCAAGACCAGUUUCAGAAUAUCCCAAAAUACCUUAAAGCUAAACGUGAAGAACAAGGUCUUAUGCUGGGAGAAAGAAAUAAGGAGUUAACCGAUGAGUGUAAACAUUUAAAAGAAAGAAUGUAUAAGUAUAAAAAUGAGAAAAAAAAAUUAGAAGUAGUGGUGAGAGAACUUCAACAAAAACUGGCUGAUACUCUGAAGAAACAGUCUAUGUCACACGCUUCCCCGGAGGUUGUAUCACAUCUUCGUCUGGAAGAUGAGACACGGGAUCUCAAGAAGAAAUUAGGUCGAAUCAGAAGUCAAGCUGAUGUCCUUACAACAGAACUGGAAACUACAUCUUCAAAAUGUCUACACCUGGAUGCAAAAAAUCAAAUUCUUCAACAAGAGUUAUUAUCAAUGAAAGCUUUCGAAGAAGAACGUGAAAAACUAGAGAGCAAUAACAAGAAGUUACAACGAGAAGUAGUAAACUUGAAACAAUUUAUGGAAAUGAAUAUGGUAGAACGCAGUCAAGUGGAACAGUAUAAACGGGAGAUUGAAGAAAGAGCACGACUGGACACAGUACAAAAAUUACACGAAGUCAACCUGUUUUUACAGGCACAAGCAGCAGCUCAAGAAAACUUGGACCAGUUAAGAGAAAAUGCUCAUGCUUCAACGAGAAGUCAAAUGGAACUUAGAAUUAAAGAUCUGGAAUCUCAGGUCUCUACAGUGAAGACGUCUCAAGAUUCUACUAAAACAGAGUUGGAAACCUACAGGCAACUCUACCUAGAAGAAUUAAAAGUUAGAAAGUCCUUGAGAAGUGAACUGAACAGGACUAAUGAGAGACUGUCAGAGAGUAAUACAAAACUUCUUGCGGAGAGACAGCAGCAUCAAACUUCACUCAGGACUCUUACUAUGAGCCUAGGCCUGGAAACACCUUAUUGUGGACAUUUUGGAAAUAAUUCAGUGCUCAAUGGAAACCUUACUCCAAGAAGAAACUUAGUGAUUCCUACCUUAAACCCACGGCCGUCAUAUGCCUACUGGGAGACUUCCUUGUGGAAGAUGCAGCGGGAGUUGGAGAAAGGAGUAACCAGAGCACUAGAAGAAGUUGCUCCCGAAUUUGAACGAGGAUCCUGUAGAACUCCUUUAGUAUCUACUGAUGAUUCAAUUCUAAAUCAAGAUCCAGUAUGGAAAGCGUCACGAGAAUAUGUACAAAUUUUGAACAAAAAAUAUAUGAUUUGAAAAAUAAAUAGAAAAAAUUUACUGGGUGCUUACAAAACAUUUUCAUUGUUUCCCCAUUGAACACACUAUAUGGAAAAAUCUUGAUUAAAGGAAAAUGUUUUUGUGUCA
This is a messenger RNA of Felis catus (domestic cat), 2805 nucleotides long. Its product is annotated as ankyrin repeat domain-containing protein 26-like. The record is from RefSeq and is a predicted model, not a curated record. The coding region runs from base 268 to 2697 and encodes 809 amino acids. Lineage: Eukaryota; Metazoa; Chordata; Mammalia; Carnivora; Felidae. The transcript has 11 exons.